This is a messenger RNA of Fusarium vanettenii 77-13-4, 947 nucleotides long. RefSeq lists its product as uncharacterized. Gene Ontology annotation, biological process: ergosterol biosynthetic process. The coding region runs from base 91 to 765 and encodes 224 amino acids. Gene Ontology annotation, cellular component: endoplasmic reticulum. The transcript is spliced from 2 exons. The record is from RefSeq and is a predicted model, not a curated record. Lineage: Eukaryota; Fungi; Ascomycota; Sordariomycetes; Hypocreales; Nectriaceae.
CUCCAACGUGUCUGGUAAAGUCAAUUGAGCCGUGGUGAUCUCCUCUGAAGGUUCUCUCCCCGUGGACUCGUUCUCUCCCUUGUAUUCGCCAUGCCCAAGACGCAACCUCAGUCCGGCAUCAGCCGGCUCCUGGGCAUCCUCGGCCUCCUGACCGCCCUCCUGGCGUCGGUUUUCUACGUGCUGGAGCAGAACCUCGACAAGUUCUACAUCUUUGAUCUGGAGCACCUGGACGACUUGUCGAAGCGCGCGCUGGCUGAGCACGGCAGCAACACCAGGGCCGUGGUGGAGUACAUCGUUACCGAGCUCAACGAGAAGACUCCUGCGCAUAUCAACCUCAAUGAGGAGUGGGUGUUUAACAACGCUGGCGGUGCCAUGGGCGCCAUGUACAUUAUCCACGCCAGUGUGACCGAGUACCUCAUUGUCUUUGGCACCGCGAUCGGCACAGAGGGCCACACGGGCCGCCACACGGCCGACGACUACUUCCACAUCCUCAGCGGCACCCAGCUCGCCUACGUGCCCGGUUCCUACGAGCCCGAGGUGUAUCCUCCCGGCAGCAUCCACCACCUCCGCCGUGGCGACGUGAAGCAGUACAAGAUGCCCGAGAGCUGCUUCGCGCUCGAGUACGCCCGCGGCUGGAUUCCACCCAUGCUCUUCUUUGGCUUCGCCGACGGCCUUUCGAGCACCCUCGACUUUCCUACUCUGUGGCACACGACGCGCAUUACUGGCCGGGAGAUGAUUUCGAACCUGCUCAAGGGCAAGUUUUAAGGGGUUGGUUAAUUGGGGUGUAUGUAACAGGGAUAAAAAUUGGGGGUUGGACGGAUUGGAGCUGGAUAUAAAAGGAUUGUGUUUCGGGUAUCUUGACGGAUCACUUCGCAGCCAUGUCAUGAGCGAGAGCCAUUGGAUAGGCUUGGUGCUUUAGAUUUCAGCAAUCUACAAUGUCUUUGCAG